This is a messenger RNA of Orbicella faveolata, 6796 nucleotides long. RefSeq lists its product as uncharacterized. Lineage: Eukaryota; Metazoa; Cnidaria; Anthozoa; Scleractinia; Merulinidae. The record is from RefSeq and is a predicted model, not a curated record.
ACAGUCCUGUUCGAACUAGGGUUCAAUUUCUACGAAUGAACAAUAUGAUUGAGUCGUGCAGGUAUAAUAUUGCAUUCCAUUCAUUCCAUAUCUCAAGGAAUACCCGCUGAGUGUAAAAUUGCGCCGUAACCUUUGACAAUGAGCUGAUCGCUAGCGGCUUAGCUCUGUUUUUCUACACCAAGCACGAGUUCUUUGUGCGUUGUUCACAGCUAGCGACUUAGCACAUUCCCUCGGGUCAUUUAAAUUCAAGAAAGCGGUGCUACUGAGUGCAUCCAAGCGUUUAUCGACAGGAACAGUUGUCUUAACGCAGCUUGUCAAUAACUCUCCUCGACCCUCCGUUGAUCGCUGCCGUUAAGUUUUGUUCUGAUUAAUCCAGUCCACUUUGCACUGCACGUUUGACAAGGAUUUCAACAAUCGGGGUAUGUACCGACUGCUCGCUUUCAAAUUGUUAUUUCGUGAAGUUGAUAUUGGUUUGUUGCCGUUCAGCGUUUCUUGCGCAGAUUGGAGCGGUUUGUGCUGUAGCCAUUGCAACAGUUUCUCGCAGUAUGACGUUAUCUGGCACCACACUAUGAAAUAGCUUAGUCCGAUUUUAUGUAGGUGCAGCAUCGAACAAAUUUUAUCUUCGGUCUUGUUGAUAUUACUGACAGAUUUACGUUAAAUUUGAUGUUCAGUUGAUCACGAUACUUUCCCAGUUGUUUGGUAUCCCUGAACCUGAUUGUGGCAAGUUCAGCUCUGAUUCUGUGAGCAGGCUAGACUUCGUACCGACAUUAAUUGUCAAACGCACGAGAACUGUUCCGUCUCCGAAAAGGAUAGCUGCUUUACUUUACUUUAUUGUGUGUAUGUACAAAUUUAGCUUUCAAGCGGUUUAAGUGUUCAAGAAUUUAUCACUGUGUUGUUUGGACUAUUUGAACUCGAGUAUUUUGUGUAGUCCCGUUGUACGAUAAUAACCUUGUUGAAUUUUGCAGUUCUCGUCACAUUUAUACACUUUUCACUCAACGGUCAAUAUGUUUAGGUCAUUGUUGUAGAGUGAAUUUUGCAUGAUCGCGACCAAUCUUUGAUUUAAUGAAUCAUUCAAACAUCACGAGCAAACACUGAAAGUUAAGCAACUGAGUAGCCCAACCUCACUACCUCGGGAACCGUCUAACAGCUUCCGAUAUACACGUGAAAGCUGUCGACACCAGUCAGCUAAAAAUGCGAGGUUAUUAUGUGCAAGUCAGUGUUUAUUAUGAUUGCAAGAGUCGUUUCGAACCAGCCAUGUUUGUCUUUGUUCUUCGAGCUAAUUUGUUCACACUUUACACAUUGCGCUAUUAUGGGCUAUUAAGUUUUUAAAGUUUUAUUUGGUCUUCUCUUUUAAUACAGAGAUGGAUUAAUUCACGGCUGAUCACUGCGAUUUUUUCGGUAACUUUCUUUCAAUUCGCGUCGAGAAAUGUUUCACUGGAUGAAAUAAGGCAACACGACAAAUUCGGUUUCUCGCUGAGAGGUGACUUUCACUUGGUUUUCCUACGCCAGGAAGGUUCAAUGCGAAAGGAAAAGUCUACUCGAAAACAAGUUUUGGUGCAACAGUUCGUUUUGUUAAAGGCAAGUAAUCAAAAGAAGAUCAAGAGAGCGCUGGCACAUUUGAUGAGGAAUUGUCAAAGGUUGAGGGGAAGACACGAAAUUCUGUGAGAAAGAAAUCUUCAGCCUGGAUAUUUCAAGCCAUGUUUUCCAAGUCACAACACAACUCCAAAUCUGAUAAAGCUCCUUCAAAGCAGUCAGCGUUUCCCAGCAAUGGUAACAUCCUCAAGAAGAAAGCACGAACCACCAUUUUGUCCGUAUUGAAUAAACGACAAACACAAGAGAAAUUGUUCCUCGGGGAAAAGAAUGAUGGACGAGAACAACAAAACAGCGCUGUUAGUUCGUCGGGGCCUUCCGUUCAGCAUCCAAAACAGUAUUCAGAAGGUAUGAUAGAGGACUUGUCGUCCACAAAGUCCAAGUCGCAAAGGCCAAGUUCUGUUGUAGUUAAAAGUCCGAGUUAUCAUUUUGACACGCCGAAUCAGAAUUGCUCCCCUUCAUAUUCUAACGACAAAUGUUCUGAAGUGAAAUCGAACGAGCAAGACAAACUGUUGCCACAUUAUGUUGAAGACUGGCAAGUGCUUGGAAAUGCUGAUAUGGAACAAGCUGGAUUAGACAAUGUUGAAGAAGACACAAAGGGAAGUAAAAGUAGCUCUAAAUUGUCCUCUCAGCCACUGGACAGAAACCGCGCGGAACAAAGCACCCAAUCACUUAGUAAGCGAAUAGAUUUCCCGCCAAGACACUUGUCUUGCCCAGAACAUAAUGAAAAAAUUAGCGAUGGAUCACAUGCCAUGGUGGUAUCUAUGUCUCCAUCUUACACUUGUACGAAGGAUAUCACACCAAGUUCACCUUUAAGUCCAAAGUUGGUGUCUGACUCAGUGAUGGUGUCUAUACCUUUCCAAGUCCACGGUCAGCAGCCGUCCUCCAGACCAGAGCAGCAGUCAAAUGCUUGGUCAUCUUCUGUUUCCAUAUGUGUGCCAUUUCAAGUGGAUGAAAACGGUGCUGGUGUGUCUGUGUUAUCCUCUUUUGACAACCAGCUACUGCCGACAUCUUUACUCGACAAGCAAACCACAGGAGUGCUUGUACACGCAGGUUCAGUUCCCCUCCUUCAAGAAACGCCCAAAUUACAGAGCUCGAAUUCCGUGAGCGUAUCUGAAUCACUCACGAUGGAGAGGAAAACGGAAAAGACUUCUUCUUCCGCUAUGAAUGAAAUAAUAUCUUCGGAGCCGUCAAUUCCAGUGGAAAGUUCUUCAUUCGUCUGUCCGGAUGGUGACAAGGGUGUCUCUCAAGAUAUGACCGAUGGAAGAGCAGCUACAGCUACCAAGCCUCGUGUACAUCCCUCUCCUACACCGGACAAGCGAAAGCUAUUUAAAGAAAACCAUAGCAGGGAGAAGGUUCAAGCUUCAGGAGUUUCAAAGGAACAGCGGUCAAAAACCAUGGGCAAAGAAGCUAGUAAACAUAAAGCCAUGGAUAAACCAGUGAAUUCGACUGCAUUGAAAGGCCCAACAGCAGGCAAGGCAAGAGCGAAGUCCUUCACAGCAGGGGAUAAAACUAAAUUGACUCCAGGUCCCUCCAAUACUCCGCCGAGUCCUGCCGGAACACCAAAAUCAAGAAGUCCUGCAACUUCUCCGAAACUCAUGAGACGAAAUGCGACUCCUAAAGAUGUGAGCAAGGGUCUUAAUGGAACUCGAAAGACAGCUGAGCCGAAAAACAAAGAAAGUCACAACAGACCUCAUUCAGACCCACUUAUCGCUGAAAAGAUUCAUGGAAAGAAGAAACCUUCAGUGGUUGCCGCAAAUGAUACAAAAGCGAAAUCAAAGCCUGACCACGAGUCAGUGAAAAAUAAAGUUAAAGAGCUCGAGGCUGAAAAGCUUGAACUGAUGGAGAAAAUACAAGGAAUGGAACACCGCCUUGACGUUGUACCACUAUUAGAAAAGGAAAAACUUCAUCUACAAAAGCAAUUCAACGAAGUCGUCCAGGAAAACGCGAUAAAGUCAAGUGAACUGCAGUCUUUAAAUCUGAAUUUGGAGAAACAAAGAGAAGAAAAAAAUGAACUCCAGGUGAGACACGAUAAAUUGGUGAUAGCACUGGAAAACAGCCAACAAGAGCUCGAAGAGCUUAAAAAACAAAACCAUUCGCUUGAGGAAUCGAAAUCUACUCUGGUGCGAGAAAAUGAAGAAAAGAUACAAACGAUUACAAAGUGCCACGAGGACAUUGAAAAAUUGACAAUUUCGAACGCAGCCUUGGUAUCGAAAGAGAGUCAAUCAAGGAGUACGAUUUCAACACUGAUACAAGGCUUGCAAUCUUUAAAAGAUUCUGUUAUACUGCUGAAAGACGAAAACAAAUGCUUACAAAUGCAAAUCAUUGAGAGCGGAAGUGAACUUGUUGAAAGAAUGAGAAACUGUGUUGGUGGUUUGGAAAAGGUUAUCGAUGGUUUGGAAAUACACAAGACUGAAAAAGUUGAGAAAGAAACGCAAGUGUCCUGCAAUGUCGGGACGCUUGAUAAAGAUACACAAUGUGACGAGUUAAUGUCGGUACAAUUGAUUCUAAAUGAGGCUGAAGAAAGCAAGCUGACAGUUGAACCCAGUAUAGAAGAAAAUAAAAAGCCAGGUGAAACAAGUGAAUUGCCUUCAACGCCAAACACAGCGAAUGAGCAAAACAAGCCUGCUGUAUGUUUGAGAUGUAUCAGCCUUGAAGAACAACGAGUAUGUCUAAAAUCCAAUUUGGACGCGCUUAAGGCUUCUUUGCAGAAAACAGAAAGUGAUCGAGAUGACGCUGUAGAGGAAAGAAACGAGUUGAGACGCGAAGCUAAGUAUCUUAAGUACGUCCUUUCUUACAGAGAAGACGUACAGAGUUUACAAAUGUCAAAAGAACAGAACAAGGAACUGGUGAAAAUGGAGUCCAACCUUGUAGAAGCAGAGAAAAAAGUAAUCGAUUUGGAAGAUGAAGUUGGAAGACUUCAGGAAGAAAAGCAGACUCUGUUGUUGAGUAUUUUGAACCUUCAUUCUGGUCACGAAGUGGACGUUGUCAAAGAGGAAGACGAGGAGGAAGAAGAAAACAUGUCUAGCGAAGAGUCUGAAAAUAACCGUGACGAUGAAAAUCAAGAGAAAGGAAACAUGAGUGAAGAUUCUCGCACUCCCGAUUCCAUUUCUCGCAGAGAACAACUGAAGUUUCGAUUUCAAUUAUCUUUGUCCGAGUCGGAAUAUAGUUAUAGUUCCGAACGAACGGAGGGCGAAGAAGAAAGCGAGAGUGAACAAGAAGAUACGGACAUGGAGAUCUCGUCCCAAUCUGGAUUGCAUAUAAAGAAAAUUAAAACUGAGCACAAACAGUUCAAAACACUUUUAAGUGAAGCCAAUGAGGAGAAAGAAGAGUUGCUAUCAAGUCUUGAUAAGUUAUGCGAAGAGUUUGAUUCCCUCAAGGCAAACUUUGAUAAACUCGAGGAAGAUUACUCCGCUUUGUCAAAGAGAUCGAAGCAAGAUAAAGAAACCUUGCAAGCCCGGCUUCAGGAGGUUGAAAUCGAUAGAGAAAAUAUGAGGGAAUCCCUUAGGCAAGUUCAAGACGAGAAGCUAGCGCUUUUGCAGUGCCUUGAAAUGAGGAACCCUGAGCCAAUACCACCCGUGUCUCCAUUGCCACAACUAGAUCUGGACCAAAUUAUUGCGCGUGCACAGUCGUUCACUCAAGCAGAAGACAAAGCUAGUGAAGCAACAUCGAACGAGGAAGAUUCUGACGCUUCGUUGUCAUCAGACGGUGAAGAUGAAAACAGGAGUAAACCCCAACUUAAUGAUAAAGCCGUGAUACACCCAACUCCAGAUAAUCAGUUCGGACAAAAGGGACAACCGGAAGAGACGCAAUCACCUGCUAACGAUAGAGAUCUGCAGCUGGCAAACUUAGUGGCAUCUAUCGAAAAUGACCUUGGAAAACUCAAGGAGCGCCUGAAUAACAGAGGCAGUGAUACGUCUGGUGAUGUGCAAGAUAAGAACAUUGGCAAUGGCGUUGAAUCAAGGCUCCGAAAACCUCCCCCUGGCGAGCGUCUUCUCAAGCGACAAGCGUCAACUGUUAAGUCAAAUCUCGAUCGAGUAUGCCGAGAGAAACAACAUCUACAAGCUGAGGUGGAGUCGUUACGCCGUUACCUGCUGAAAAGGAGAGACUCUGCAAUGGAAAUCAGGACGAAACCGUCCCAUGGAAGUCUUAAAAGGGCGGCUGCGGAAGUGGAAAAUCAUUUGGAAGGAAUAAAGACCUUACAAACCUUGCUCGCAAAAUCCGACGAACAACUCCGACAGUCGAAUGAUAUAAUUUCUCGACUUGAAGCGGUUAACGACGAAACUGAAGAAAAACUUCGAGACGCCGAAGUCCUUCAAGAUGAUAUGCGCUGUGCUGUUCAGAUAGCUAACACUUUUGCCAUGGAAGAGCAAGAACGUGCAGACAAGUUAAUGUUACAGAAUCAAGAGUUGCUGAAAACUAUUGAAAUGCUCAAAAGUGCGCGUCCCUCAGCCGAUGGUGAGGACGAGAUUGAGGAUGAAAAUUCAAAAGAGAAACCAACAGCAAAAGGGAAACCUAAAUUUCAGAUGAAAGGAGCCAAAAGCUUCAAUCGCAGUGUAAGCGAAGACGACGGGCUAUACGCAGAUGACGAGAGCAAUUUUACAACAGAAGGUGAAUCAGAUUUCUUUUCUUCCCGCCACUCGAGUAUCGCAAGUGAAUCUGAUUUGGCGACAAGCCCCACACCAUAUGAAGACAAUCUCGAUGGCGUAGACUCUAAUGUCCCUGCAGAAUGUGCAACUAAGAAUACAGAUGUCGAAACUGAAGGUACAAGUCAACACAGCUCUACAGCAGACACUUCAGAUUUGACUGACGAUGAAACGGAGUGAAUGCCAAUUAUUUGUAACUAUUUACGAACUGAAAACGUUUCAUAUGUACAGUAGUUGAUUAGUUCAAGUAUGUCUCACAGUAGGACCUCACCGGUUCGAUAGUGUUUGACACUUUGGAAACUCUUUUUGAUAAUAAAUUUGAAGCCCCAUACUGCAGAAGUUGGUUGCCGUGUUUUUUUUGUUUUUGUUUUUGCAAAGAAUUAGAAGUAAACGUCUUUCAUUAUCUCAAGUUCAAACAUGAAAUCAUUGCUAAAACUGGAUGCGUUGUUGGUUAUUUUAUCGCCCUCUAUCUCAGCCUACGCUGAAUGUUUGAUAAUUAAUCGGAAUUUGUGAGCCUAUAUGAGAAAAGCUUGAAAUCCAUUACACCAAAGUUGAGUAUU